CCAUUUGAACCAUUUGAACCAUUUGAAUGCGGUGUGUUUGAAGGUUUGCGCUAACCCGUUUUAUGGGAAAUCUCAUGCCUCUACGCUCACGAUCAACUGCUAGCUUCACUCAUAACAUUACCUGAAUCCCACUCUUGAUUUACUUCGAAUUGUCAUUAUUUGUUAUCAUCACUAAAUAUUCAUCUGUCCUGUAACUUAUGUGGUAUCACGUCAUUAAGCUGUACUAAAUGAAAGGUGUAGCUACUUCAGAGAGAAAUGACAAUAUCCAAUAUUGUUUCGGAAGUUGGAGUUUUUCUUCUAAGGAUCUAUGUUCUUGUCGUUUGGAAUAUAAUAAUAUUAUAUCAAAUCCUGCGUAAAAGAAGAGACCGUUGGAUUCACAUAAAUGACCUGCGUGUAGUUCAUGAGAAUCAAGGCUUCUUAGUCAUAAAUAAGCAUCCCGAGUUACUUAUAAACUGCACAGCCCCAUGGAUUAACUGUUUAACCCUACAAAUGCAGUUGUUCUACAACCGUCCAUGCUAUGUUAACUGGAAAUUGAAAAAUAUGUUUCAUUUUGUACAUCGACUCGAUUGUCCAACAAGCGGUUUAAUAUGCAUUGCUUAUGAUACAAAAGCUGCAAGUAUGAUUAGGCGUGCAUUUGAGAACAAAGAAGUCAAGAAGUAUUACUUAGCUAUUGUUUGGGGUUAUGUUGGAUCAUUUUGUGACUCAGGUCUAUCAUCAUCAUUCGUCAAACAUGAAUCAAAGUUUGUACAUCAUAUCCAAAUGCCGAUUGGUUCAUUUCGAUAUCUUUGGCCAAACACUGGGCGCAAACAAAAAAUAAUUGUCCCUAUUACACAUCCAGAAUGUUAUAGACCACGUGAAUCUUUAACGACAGUUAUUGUUUUGGACUAUGGCAAAUUAAUGGGUGAACCAGCUACACAUGUACUUCUUAUUCCUAAAACUGGUCGUCGUCAUCAAUUGCGUGUACAUUGUGCAAUUGGUCUAGGUCAUCCAAUCGCUGGUGAUACCACCUACGUUCGUCGUCCAUUCGAUCAUCCUAAUAUCGUUUACCUGAAUGAUAUUUAUACAAUGCAUAACGUUAACUUAGAUUAUAAAUUAAAACAUAUGAUGUUACAUGCAUAUACUAUGAAAAUAAAAUUACAAGCAAACAAUAAAGAAAAGAAUAGUUAUAAUGUAUGUGCUAACGAGGAUUCGUAUAAAUUGCCUGAAGAGAAAGAAUAUCAAUUUCAAACAAAUAAUAAUCCUUUUUUCAACCAUAAUGAUGCUUAUUUAUGGCAGAAAGAUGAAGAAAGUGAAAAGAUGAUGAUAUCAAUGGGGCAAACGACGACACCCCAUACAUUGGAAGAAUAUAUAAUGAACAAUGCGUAUUAGGAUAAUGAUUAUAAUCAUUUCCCAUCUAUCUUAUUUGCAGAAGCUCAUGGUUCUUAAUGAGUUGUAAUGUGUGUAAAUGAGCCUGUCAUGGUCUAUUAUUUUGCAUUCAAAAGGAAUUUUUUACGAGAAAAUGAUUUUACUUAAUCAUUCCAAAAACCAGUAGGAAUAGAUAAAAAGAAACCUAUUCAAAUACUGUGUAUAACCUGUUUAAGAAUACUAUCCUGACGAUCAAGAAGCCGAACGAGGCCAGUUUAGAAAAUACGGUUCAUUUAAAAAUAAAAUAAUUUUUCAAAUCAUGUGUCCAAGUCCCGAUAAAGCCGCUACAGAGAAACUUUCAUCCGAGUAAAAAUGAAGUCACAAUAUCAUAGUAUGAUCACGAAAUAGCGCAGGGCUGUAUCAGAAUGGGAUUUUAAGAAUUAGGCAAAAACUAACGUGCAGUUAGAUUUUCCAUCGUCCAUGGAAAAUGUUCAUCAUCGCUUACUCAGUAUCCGAUACAUGUAUACCUCAAGGCAAUUCCAUUGGUAGAAGAGCUCGGAGUCUUUUGAACACAUUUCUAAAAUUUCGUGAUUAAAAGCAAUGAAGGUACCAAGGAGUGAUCCCCCGGGAUCUGAUUAACACGACGCACUAAACUUCUAAAUUAUAUAGAAAACAAGCUCUGUGAUGCCGUAAACUUGAAUUCUAAAGCAGACUUGUUAAUCUUCCUUUGCUCAGUCGACAGAACCCCUUUUUGAACACGUUGCUGUUUUCUGAAUCCAUAAUUUCUAAAUAAGCCUAACUUAUUUGUAAUUACCACCACCCAGUGUUCACUUCAUCUAAUAACCACUGUAAAUCUAAACUUUAUGGACCUUCGUUAAUACCCUGUUCUUUUUGGACUAAUAAAAAUCUUCCGUUAAUGAGAUGUGACAUUUCAUUAGUGUUAUAAUGCGAAAUAUAGCGU
Messenger RNA from Schistosoma rodhaini, 2305 nucleotides. Lineage: Eukaryota; Metazoa; Platyhelminthes; Trematoda; Strigeidida; Schistosomatidae. The record is from the annotation of a GenBank genome assembly.